Molecule: messenger RNA, 855 nt
Organism: Rhizoctonia solani
Lineage: Eukaryota; Fungi; Basidiomycota; Agaricomycetes; Cantharellales; Ceratobasidiaceae
Product: pyridoxamine 5'-phosphate oxidase family protein
Exons: 9
Coding region: 1-855 (284 amino acids)
Source: RefSeq, a predicted model, not a curated record
AUGUUGCGCACACAGACUAAGUUGGGUAAAUUCUUCAAUACUAUACCUGAUGAGUUGAUCCCCUGGAUCCAAGAGCAGAAGUUCUUUUGGGUUGCAACAGCACCACUCAGUGAGAGUGGACAUAUUAAUAUUUCACCUAAGGGCGUGAGCGGGACGUUCAAGAUCAUCGAUAACAAGACAUUUUUCUACCAAGACUUGACUGGCUCGGGCGUGGAGACUGCUGCUCAUCUUCGAGAGAACCAGCGAAUUACUGUUUUAUUCAACGCUUUUGAAGGCCCACCUCAGGUCGUUCGGCUGUUUGGAAAGGGAGAAGUUCACGAACUCGACUCUCCACGGUACAACGAGCUCAUACCUCUUGAAGAACGCAUUUCUGGCUCCCGUGCUGCAAUAGUGGUUGACGUCCAUAAAGUCGGGGUGUCGCGCGGGUUUUCGGUUCCACUUUACCAGCAUACAGGGGAACGGACUAAUCUGCAUGAGAUCUCCGGACCACUCGAAGAGGCUGAUCGAAAGUUUGCUAAUGAGCGAAAAGAUUUCGAGGCUACGUCAUCACUUGCUCACUUUUCCUUCAUUCCUUCCGAGUCAGACCCUUCAAAGGAUGACCAUACACCAAAAGGAAUAAAGGAUUAUUGGAGUCUGCCUGCCAUGGUUUAUUCUCGUAAACUUGCAGGGUUACCUCCAGAAGCUGUAAAAGAAGAUCGCAAAUCAUUUCACCAAGAUGUAUUCGAUAAGGACAUUGUACACCAGCUAGGUAACAAGGGAUAUCAUAUCGCCGAAACAAUUGGAGGGGCGGGGUUCCUUGUAGGAGUGGCAAUAGGAGCAGCAUUAUCAUGGAGCUGGAUGAGGGUUUACAAGUAA